UCGAAGACCUUGAAAACCUUCGCAUCUCAGUCGUCUGUUUGUUAGGUUUCCCCCAAAACCCACCCUGCAGAAAUCAGAGAAAUGGACGAAGAAACCAGAGGGAAGAUAAAGAAGACGGUGACCGAAAUACUGGAAGAAGCCGACAUGAAUGAAAUGACCGAGUACAAGAUUCGAAAAAUCGCUUCUCAGAGACUCGAACUCGACCUCUCCGAGUCCAAAUACAAGGCUUACGUUAGGCACGUCGUCAAUUCUUUCCUCGAAGAGCUAAAAGCUAAACAGGAAGUCGAAGAAGCUAAAGUUGGAGCUGCAGCAGGCGACCAAGAGUUCGAUGAUGAUGGUGAUCUCAUUAUUUGCAGGCUAUCUGAUAAGAGAAGGGUGACUAUUCAAGAUUUCAGAGGGAAAACCUUGGUUUCUAUAAGGGAGUAUUACAAAAAGGACGGCAAAGAACUUCCUAGCUCUAAAGGGAUAAGUUUGACCGAAGAACAAUGGUCAACCUUUAAGAAGAAUAUACCGAACAUCGAGGAAGCUGUAAGGAAGAUGGAGUCAUAGACCCUGUGAGAGCAUGAUCUAGGGACUGAUAGUUUCAUUUUGUGUAAUUGUGAACCCAAAGUUAACCUCGGUGUCCAUCUGGCAUGGUGUCUAUGUAAGUGCUGCACUUUUCGGAAGACCUAAUUUCGGUUUCGAUCCUGGGAUUCUUUUGAAUCUCAUUUUGUAAUGCCCGGCUAGAUAUACCCCUUGGAAAUGAUGUGGGAUCGUUCAAUCAUGCCAUUUCGUUGAUGUUUGUCGAACAAUGCAUGUGAAAUUAAUAAUUUUCAUUUCAAAACA
Messenger RNA from Hibiscus syriacus, 825 nucleotides. RefSeq names its product RNA polymerase II transcriptional coactivator KELP. Gene Ontology annotation, biological process: positive regulation of transcription initiation by RNA polymerase II. Bases 82 to 549 code for a protein of 155 amino acids. The record is from RefSeq and is a predicted model, not a curated record. Gene Ontology annotation, molecular function: DNA binding; transcription coactivator activity. The transcript has 3 exons. NCBI's taxonomy places the organism in Eukaryota, Viridiplantae, Streptophyta, Magnoliopsida, Malvales, Malvaceae.